AUGACCGAAGCGAAUGAUGGCACGGGUAACGAUAUGGACCACGCAAGCAGCCGAGUCCCUUAUUGCGCAAUCGGAAUAAAAUAUGAAUUACGUGUAUUUAGGGUACGUAUCAUUAUGCGAGGUUUCGCCGCCCUCGGAUACAUAUUCGAGAUGGACGGAACCCUGGUUUUAAGAGCGCUGCCGUUGCGCCUCGAAUUGAAAUGCCGGUGUUGGGUUGCAGUUGCAGUUGCAGUAGACGACGCGGAAUCCGGCCCGUGGCUCGAGCAGCGGCACGGUGGCGCAGAACAACCUUUGAGAAUUGGAACGACCGUCGAGCGAUGGGUCGAAGUGAUGCUGGCCGUGAGAGAGAGAAAGCCUGCUACCGCAAUACUGAGUGGCGAGAUGGUGGAGGUACAUAGGUACCUAGGUACAUAUACGUCGGUCAAGGUGGGUUGGAGGCGAUCGAGAAUGCCGGAGCAUCUGCACCGGAGCAUUGUGGAGAAAGGCCUCGGGGAGCUGCUUCAGGCCCAGGCACUUGCUUGUGGCUGCACUGUGGCACUGUGGCUCACAUUAUUUGCAGCAACUCCAUCUGCCAUCAAGGCCCAAACGGCCUAUCUCGUCUCGUCGCUUGCAGAUCGACCCGACGAGCGCCAACCCGAGGAUGCGGCUCGCCAUCUCGCGCAUCACCCGUCCGAGCCCCUCUCGCUCAGUCAAGAUGCUUCGCAUGCCUUUCCGGACCCUGGCCGUGAGUCGGCACCAUCUCCCAACGCCACCUCGGACUCUCAGAUUGGCCUUCCCUCGGCAGCUACUGAAGUCAGCGAUCUCGUCUUCCCGAUCCGGUCUGUUGUCAGUGUCGACAAGCCCAGCUGCAGGUCAGAAGCCGAUGAACAUGCUUCCCGCGCCUCAUACACUGGUUCAGCUGGGACCCCGGUCGCCAGAUCGACUCGAUCCGGAGGCGGUACCCUAGAUACUCGUCCCGGCUCUGUGCCUCCCUCUCCCAUGUCGCCCGUUGGGCGUGGUCGCUCUAGAGCCUCCGUCGAGCUCAACCGCGGGGCGACCGAUGGCCCUCGCAUUGAUGUUUUUACGGCACCCAUAGAGCUCGACAUAACAGCAUCCGAACCCGGUACCGACGCUGAAUCGGGAGCCCUUGGUCGAUCUGGUAUUCAGGGUGACCUGGACUUCUCAUCACAACUAUCCGAAGCACAAUCCUCCAUUGACAUUCCCUUGGUCACCACCCGCUUUAACCAUAUCGACACGGAAGAGGGACACUCCAUUAUUACAGGACGAGACGGCGUGCUGCAGCAGUGCGAAGACGAACCCAUCCAUACGCCCGGGGCCGUCCAGGCCUUUGGCUGUUUGCUAGCUAUGCAAGAAGAAACUGACGGCAAUUUUCUCGUGCGCUAUGUUAGCGAAAACUCGAAACGUUUUCUUGGCUACUCUCCCAGGUCGCUAUUUCGCCUAUCCAACUUUCUCGACAUCAUGACCGACGACCAACAAGACAACCUCCUCGACCAUAUCGACUUCAUCAAGGACGAGGACGCGGAUCCCGCCACGAAUGGACCUGAAAUUCUCAGCAUUUCUAUCCGCCACCCGAAACUUGGCAGAGCGGUUAAGCUCUGGUGUGCCAUUCAUAUCAAUGCCGCUCAUCCUGACCUCAUCAUUUGUGAAUUUGAAUUGGAUGAUGACAUCGAGAAUCCUUUGCGGCCGCCGAACGAGCUUACGCCCGAUAUCCCAGCCGACACACUCGACAGCAACCCCUCUGAGCGAGCACUUCAAGAAAGCACAGAAAUUAUCAGCAAGCCUCUACGAAUUCUUCGAAGUGCACGCAAACGACGUGGGGAGCAAGGAGCUAUGCAAGUCUUUGACAUUUUGUCUCAGGUACAGGAACAGCUGGCAUCUGCUACCAGUCUUGACUUGUUUCUCAAGAUCCUCAUCGGCAUUGUCAAAGAACUCACAGGCUUUCAUCGCAUCAUGAUUUACCAGUUUGACUCAACUUUCAACGGCAAGGUCGUUACAGAGGUAGUUGAUACCUCACACACACUUGACCUUUACAAAGGACUGCACUUCCCUGCCUCGGAUAUCCCUCGCCAAGCCCGUGAGCUGUACAAAGUGAACAAAGUACGACUGAUAUAUGAUCGGGAUCAGACCACGGCUCGAAUUGUCUGUCGCUCUCAACAAGACUUGGACGUUCCUUUAGACAUGACGCACGCCUACCUUCGGGCCAUGUCCCCCAUCCACGUCAAGUAUCUCGGAAACAUGGAGGUUCGAUCUUCCAUGUCUAUUUCAAUCAACGCAUUCAACGAACUCUGGGGCCUGAUAGCCUGCCACUCGUAUGGCGAGCGCGGCAUGAGAGUAUCAUUUCCUGCUCGGAAGCUCAUAAAUACGUCACCAACCGAUAAGAACCCAUCCGGCUAUAUUGUGGCAUCCUCUGAUGAUCUGCUGAAACUGUUCGAUGCUGACUGUGGUCUUCUUUCGAUCAAGGACGAGACUAAAGUAAUGGGUGUCAUGGAGCACAGCCAAGAAGCAUUGGCGUUGCUUGAAUACCUGCGUAUGCGGAGACUUACUUCUGUUUUGGCGUCACAAGAUGUCAGACUCGAUUUCCCCGACCUGCGAUACCCCCCCGGGUUUCAUUCCAUUGCCGGGUUUUUAUAUGUACCCCUCAGUGUCGGCGGCAAUGACUUUAUUGUCUUCUUUCGCAAAGGCCAAGUCAAAGAGGUCCAAUGGGCCGGAAAUCCCUAUGAAAAGAAUUUUCGACAAGGAACUGCUGCGUAUCUCGAACCCAGAGCCAGCUUCAAAGUUUGGAACGAAACUGUUGUCGGCAAAUGCCGUGAAUGGGACGAGGAACAUGUUGAGACAGCCUCUGUUCUCUGCCUGGUUUAUGGCAAGUUCAUCGAAAUCUGGAGGCAAAAGGAGGCUGCGAUACAAAACACAAAGCUUACGCGGAUUUUGUUGGCCAAUUCCGCACAUGAGGUCCGGACACCUUUGAAUGCCAUUAUCAACUAUCUCGAAAUCGCAUUAGAAGGGAGUCUCGAUAGCGAAACCAGAGACAAUCUCGUACGAUCGCACUCGGCAUCCAAGUCUCUCAUCUACGUUAUCAACGAUCUUCUUGAUCUCACAAAAGCAGAAGAAGGCCAAAACCUCAUCAAAGAUGAGGUUUUUGAUCUCGGGAUCUGCAUAGAAGAAGCAACAGAUCCAUUCAAGAUUGAUGCUGAUAGAAAGGGUCUGGCCUAUGAAGUUUUUCGACACGAUGGACUGCCAAGGUUUGUCCAUGGGGAUACACGUCGGGUGAGACAGGCCCUUUCAAAUGUCACUGCAAACGCAGUCAAGCAUACCGAAAAAGGUUCCGUCAAAAUCAGCAUUCAAAUUACAGAACUGGAAGAGAAGCAAGCAACUAUCGAAUUUGAAGUGACGGACACGGGCUCAGGAAUGACGUCUCGUCAAUUGGAUGCUCUCUUCCGGGACUUGGAACAAGUCAGCGCAACAAUGUCCAAUUCAAGCGAAUCUCCUACGGAGGGCCCUAGCUCCUCACAAACCCUUGGUCUUGGCUUGGCUGUUGUUGGUAGAAUUGUGCGAAAUAUGAAUGGACAACUCAGGUUGACGUCUGAAGUUGGCAAGGGCUCUCGUUUCAUUAUCCAGCUGCCUUUUCAACUGCCCGACAGUGAGCUCGACCCAUUCAAGCCAAACGGACAAGCAGUACCCGCUGUCAGACGAGCCCCGCAGAGCGAAGCGACGCGACCAGAAGGCGAGAUAACCCUUGUGCAGAGAGGGUCAGACUCCAAGGUCCCUACAUUGAGAGACACAAGUACUGGUAGUAAUAGUCGCCGGAGCGGGAGUCAAGUUAGCCGUGAAAGUUAUGAGAGCGGAAAGAGCGAUGCGGAUCGUCUUAUUGACGCUAUACAAACACCACUGGUUGGAGGCAGCAAGGAACACGACUAUUUCAACCCGAAGCGGCACUCGAAGAGCACCACGAGCGCAUCUACCGACCGCGCAUCCUCGGAGAAGUUUAAUCAGGGGAUCUUGGCAUCGCCGUCACGUCCUGAAUUGGGUACAGUACCGGUCAAAGACUCCAAGACACCCAUAAAGGCAGUGAAAAUCCCCGACGAAGGAGCUAUGUCACAACUCGCAAGCCCAGCGCGACCUGCCGAGAAAAUUGUUCAAAUCGGGAGUUCAGUUGUACGUCCACGAAACGACAGUAUCGCGCAAGAAAGUCCCCUGAGGACUCUGAUAGCGGAAGACGACCCCAUCAACUUGAAGAUUAUGAGAAAACGUCUCGAGCGUGUUGGUCACACUGUGACUCACGCUGUCAAUGGCGAGGACUGUGCUGCUCUGUUCGAGUCCAACGGUUCAGGGGUGGACGUGAUUCUCAUGGAUAUGCAGAUGCCCAUUGUGGAUGGAUUGACCAGCACGAAGAUGAUACGAUCCAUGGAAGCGGAAUCCAGGCAAGAUGGUCAUUCAGACAUGGCCAAGCACAAUGGAAGGGUGCCGAUCAUUGCGGUUUCUGCAUCCUUGGUCGAAAAGGAACGGCAGAAGUAUGUUGAUGCUGGCUUCGACGCCUGGAUUUUGAAGCCGAUAGACUUCAAGCGUCUAAGUGUGUUGAUGAGAGGCAUCCAUGACGACGAGGCUCGAGACUCGAGUGUAUAUGUGCCAGGGCAGUGGGAGGCAGGCGGCUGGUUCUCUAGCCGGUCACUGGCUGAAGCACAGAGCGAUUCAUGA
Messenger RNA from Cordyceps militaris CM01, 4692 nucleotides. Its product is annotated as sensor histidine kinase/response regulator, putative. The transcript is spliced from 6 exons. Gene Ontology annotation, molecular function: protein binding; phosphorelay sensor kinase activity. The coding region runs from base 1 to 4692 and encodes 1563 amino acids. Gene Ontology annotation, biological process: detection of visible light; phosphorylation; phosphorelay signal transduction system. NCBI's taxonomy places the organism in Eukaryota, Fungi, Ascomycota, Sordariomycetes, Hypocreales, Cordycipitaceae. The record is from RefSeq and is a predicted model, not a curated record.